Molecule: messenger RNA, 2244 nt
Organism: Dromaius novaehollandiae (emu)
Lineage: Eukaryota; Metazoa; Chordata; Aves; Casuariiformes; Dromaiidae
Gene: AGR3
Product: anterior gradient 3, protein disulphide isomerase family member
Exons: 9
Coding region: 284-781 (165 amino acids)
Cellular component (GO): endoplasmic reticulum
Molecular function (GO): dystroglycan binding
Source: RefSeq, a predicted model, not a curated record
GGGGAAGCAGCAGACACACAUAGGCCACUAUUUAUUUUCAGUUCUCAUACAAGACACCUGAUACAAGCCAAGAUGAAGAGAAAACCAAGGAGCCAGUGCACAAGCAUGAGAACUCACAAGAGUGAAUGUGCUGUUGUUGCUGCACAGAGACCUGGGCAGCUCAGGUGCUCUGUGUUUCAAUCACACCCAUUUUUAACUAGCCACCAGGAAAAGGACCUUCCGUCAGGAGAGCUGGUCAGCCUUGUUUCCUUGCUGUGUUACAAGAGAUCUUCUUAAAGAAAUAAUGCUGCAUUCAACAUUGGCCUUGUCCCUCCUGCUAAUUGCAGUUUCUUCCAACCUUGCAAUGGCAGUCAAAAAGGAAAAAAGAACGCCCCAGACAUUGUCAAGAGGAUGGGGAGAUGAUAUUACUUGGGUGCAAACUUAUGAAGAAGGGCUUUAUCAAGCAAAAAAAAGUAACAAGCCACUGAUGGUCAUUCAUCAUUUGGAAGACUGUCAAUACUGCCAAGCACUGAAGAAAGCUUUUGCAGAAAAUGAAGAGAUACAAGAAAUGGCCCAAAAUAACUUUGUUAUGCUGAAUCUCAUGCAUGAAACCACAGAUAAAAACCUGUCACCUGAUGGACAAUAUGUGCCUCGAAUCAUGUUUGUAGACCCAUCUCUCACAGUAAGAGCUGAUAUCAUAGGAAGAUACUCUAACCGGCUUUACACUUAUGAACCACAAGACAUACCGUUCUUAAUAGAGAACAUGAAGAAAGCACUACGCCUCCUUCAGACAGAACUGUAACCAGCAACAGUGAAAUGACCAUAGCCUCUACGAGGUGAAGCUACACCAGGAAACCUGACAUUUCUGAAUAUCUUAGCUAGCUUCUUUGUCCUUAGUAGCAUUUUGAAUUCUUGCCAAACAGCUUUGGUAUACCAGAUCUCAUAAAGUUAUAUGUGUGAUAUGAAGAACAAACAUAGAUUGCUGUGGCUGUUAGAAAACAAGAUGAAAAACCUAUUGAACGCUUUGAAGUUAGCUAUUUGAAUAACUGAAGGGGAUGGUACAAGAUGCAGCAACUUUGAACUGUACUUCAUCAGUCCAAGUAUGGAUUAAUCAAGCCAGCUAUGACUCCUGGCUGAAAGCUAUAACUGAUUCUUUUCAUGCCUAUUUGGUAUUCAAUAUGUAAGUUAGCAGCUACAUCUCAGAUCCUCUUUUUUUUUUUUUUUUUUUUUUUAAUUGCAUAGUGUAGAUCUUUAGCAUAACAGCUUUAUUCAGUUAUUUCUCAUUAAAGGAACAGAAAUUUGCUGAUAAAUCAGAUAAGAAGAUGCUAUAGAUUCUGGAGUAGCUUAAAUAGGGAAAAAAUCAGUGAUCUAGGCUUAAACAUAGGAGUGGCUCUGUUUCACAUUUAGUUUUCUUCUGUAUCAUUCUUUAACUAGCAUUUCUGAUAGCUGAAAACAGAACAUGCAUUUCAUGCUUAGCUUGUGACAUCAAAUCACAAAUAAAGGUUUUGCUAUGAGAAAAAUACAGAGAAGUAAAAGAGAGGGAAGGAGAUAAUCCUAGAACUCCACGCCUGAGGCCAAGUGAUGCUUGUAAAAUCUGGUAUGGGGAAAAUGAGCAAGCUUGUCUUAGUUGUUUUCAUUUAAAUGGCACUUGAAGCAUGUGAACCUCAUCACAGGUCAUUCCCUCUCCUUCUGUAGUGUCCCAACCCCAGACACCAUGGUGACAACAUAGUGAGGGAUCUGCAUGUAUGAGGUCUUAUUCACAAAAUUUCCCUAGGCUCACUGUAAGCAAGAGCAGACACCCACUUAUUGUAAAAAGUUUAAGUCAACUGAGGUGUGAAAUUGUUAUCCUGACAAUGCGUGUUUUCACAAGAGCAAGACAGCAAAUGAUUCGUCUACAAUAAGAGCAAGAAUGCAUCUGUUAUGGUGCAAAGCACCACUGUCACUUUUCUGUUACCUGCCAUUUUCCUUGACACUGCCUAAAUGCACAUUUAAAAGAUGAAGGAAGCCUCUGUGCAGGAUGGCUUUGCUAACUUACAAUACCUAGUAUUAAUUUGUCAUGAGGGAGUUAUAUUGUGCCUGUCUAUGUCUUCAUAUAACUGUAAAAUUUGGGCAUAAGAGCAUAUUCUACAGACAGGAGAGAAGUGGCGUAUGCUAAAAGAAAAAAUUAUUAGUCAUUAAUAGUAUAUUGUUUUCAUAAUAUGUUAAAAUCAUUUUUUAACCCAUAGGAAAAUGCUAGAAGCAAAAUUAAACUGGUAAUCACAUGUC